Knipowitschia caucasica is the source of this 2673-nucleotide messenger RNA. Lineage: Eukaryota; Metazoa; Chordata; Actinopteri; Gobiiformes; Gobiidae. The record is from the annotation of a GenBank genome assembly.
AUGGAUACCACGAUUCACUAUGACAAUGGCUACGAGGAUGAGUACAUGUUACAGGAGGAUGAAUGGGACAGGGACAUGCUUCUGGAUCCUGCCUGGGAACAACAGCAGAGAAAAACUUUUACAGCUUGGUGCAACUCUCACUUGAGAAAAGCUGGGACCCAGAUCGAAAACAUUGAGGACGAUCUAAGGAACGGCCUCAAGCUCAUGCUACUUUUGGAAGUGAUUUCAGGUGAAAGAUUACCAAAACCAGACAGAGGGAAGAUGCGGUUUCAUAAGAUCGCUAACGUAAACAAAGCGUUGGAUUUUAUAACGAGCAAAGGCGUUAAACUGGUCUCAAUUGGUGCCGAAGAGAUUGUUGAUGGAAACGCGAAAAUGACACUUGGAAUGAUCUGGACCAUUAUUCUGCGCUUUGCCAUUCAGGACAUCUCUGUGGAAGAAACCUCUGCAAAAGAAGGUCUUCUCUUGUGGUGUCAGAGGAAGACUGCUCCCUACCGGAACGUCAAUGUCCAGAACUUCCAUAUCAGCUGGAAGGACGGCCUGGCUUUCUGCGCCCUGAUUCACAGACACAGACCCGACCUCAUCGACUACUCUAAGCUCAACAAGGAUGAUCCGCUGGGGAACCUAAACCUGGCUUUUGACAUUGCAGAGAAACACCUGGACAUUCCCAAAAUGCUGGAUGCAGAAGAUAUCAUCAACACCCCCAAGCCUGAUGAGAGAGCCAUCAUGACCUAUGUUUCUUGCUUUUACCACGCGUUCGCCGGCGCUGAACAGGCAGAAACCGCCGCCAACAGGAUCUGUAAAGUGCUGGGAGUAAACCAGGAGAAUGAAAAAAUGAUGGAGGAAUAUGAGAGACUGGCCAGUGAGCUGCUGGAGUGGAUCCGCCGCACCACUCCUUGGUUGGAGAAUCGGGCCCCAGAGAAGACCAUGGCUGAGAUGCAGAGGAAGCUGGAGGACUUCAGGGACUACAGGCGUCAGCACAAACCCCCGAAGGUCCAGGAGAAGUGCCAACUGGAAAUUAACUUCAACACACUGCAAACCAAGCUACGCAUCAGUAACCGCCCUGCCUUCAUGCCCUCAGAAGGAAAGUUGGUGUCUGAUAUAGCCAGCGCAUGGCAGGGUCUGGAGCAGGCUGAAAAGGGUUAUGAGGAGUGGCUUUUAACUGAGAUUCGGAGGUUGGAAAGACUGGACCACCUGGCUGAGAAGUUUCGCCAAAAAGCUACAAACCAUGAGAACUGGGCUACUGGUAAGGAGCUGAUCCUCUCACAAAAAGACUAUGAAACUGCCUCCCUGACAGAAGUGAGAGCCUUACUUCGUAAACAUGAGGCCUUUGAAAGUGACUUGGCCGCCCACCAGGAUAGAGUGGAGCAGAUUGCUGCCAUUGCACAGGAGCUGAAUGAACUUGAUUACCAUGAUGUGGCUGGGGUGAACCAACGCUGUCAAAGUAUCUGUGAUUUAUGGGACCGACUCGGGACUCUGACUCAGAAGAGAAGAGAGGCGCUUGAGCGCACUGAGAAGCUGCUGGAGACCAUUGAUCAGCUCUUCCUGGAGUUUGCAAAGAGGUCAGCGCCAUUUAACAACUGGAUGGAAGGAGCCAUGGAGGACCUGCAGGAUAUGUUCAUAGUCCAUACCAUUGAAGAGGUUCAGAGCCUGAUCGCAGCUCACGAACAGUUCAAAGCAACUUUACCUGAAGCCGACGCAGAGAGACAGGCCAUUUUAGGAAUCCACAACGAGGUGCUGAAGAUUUCCCAAAGUUACGGGAUCAAGGCUGCUCUUGUCAAUCCCUACAGCGCAAUCACCACGGAAGAGCUUCUUGAAAAAUGGGACAAGGUGAAGAAACUGGUCCCUCAAAGAGACAGUGCCCUUCAGGAGGAGAUGGCCCAACAGCACUCCCAUGAAAGACUGAGACGUCAGUUUGCUGCCCAGGCUAAUCUCAUCGCCCCUUGGAUACAGGCCAGGAUGGAGGAAAUUGGACGCUGCUCCUUGGAGAUCACUGGUGCCCUUGAGGACCAGAUGACCCAUCUGAAACAGUGUGAGCAUGUCAUAGUGGCCUACAAACCCAACAUCGACAAACUGGAAGGAGACCACCAGCUCAUCCAAGAGUCCCUGGUGUUUGAUAACAAGCACACGAACUACACUAUGGAGCAUAUCCGUGUUGGCUGGGAACUGCUCCUCACCACAAUCGCUCGUACCAUUAAUGAAAUUGAGACCCAGAUUUUGACUCGUGAUGCAAAGGGAAUCAGUCAGCAGCAGAUGAAUGAGUUCAGGUCUUCUUUUAAUCACUUUGAUCGGAAAAAAAAUGGAGCGAUGGAGACUGAUGACUUCCGAGCUUGUUUGAUCUCAAUGGGAUACGAUUUGGGAGAGGCGGAAUUUGCUCGGAUCAUGCUGCUUGUUGACCCCAGUGCCACCGGAAUUGUGUCCUUCCAGUCGUUCAUUGACUUCAUGACCCGAGAGACUGCGGACACUGACACCGCUGAGCAGGUGGUGGCAUCCUUCCGCAUCCUGGCAUCUGAUAAGCCCUACAUACUUGUAGAGGAGCUGAGGAGAGAGCUUCCCCCAGAGCAGGCAGAGUACUGCAUUAUGAGAAUGCCACCGUACAAAGGCCACGGAGCACCGGCCGGCUCACUCGACUACACCGCCUUCUCCACUGCCCUCUAUGGAGAGAGCGACCUUUAA